This is a messenger RNA of Pyricularia grisea, 7671 nucleotides long. RefSeq lists its product as uncharacterized. The transcript is spliced from 4 exons. NCBI's taxonomy places the organism in Eukaryota, Fungi, Ascomycota, Sordariomycetes, Magnaporthales, Pyriculariaceae. Gene Ontology annotation, molecular function: fatty acid synthase activity; 3-oxoacyl-[acyl-carrier-protein] synthase activity. Gene Ontology annotation, biological process: secondary metabolite biosynthetic process; fatty acid biosynthetic process. The record is from RefSeq and is a predicted model, not a curated record. The coding region runs from base 1 to 7671 and encodes 2556 amino acids.
AUGAAUGUUCAAACUUUGUCUAGCUGGGCGGCUAGUCCCGAGCUGGAACCAGCAAACGAUAUGCGUGUACCCACAACUCACUCAUACUCAGGACGAUCGAAUUCCGACAGCGAUCUAGACAAGAGCAGUUCGAAUAGCAGCCGAGGAGGGGCCAGCCCAAGGCUUGGAACCCCGGGCUCCUUCACGAGCUCUGCGCCAUCUGAGUUUGAGACAAGCAACUCUCCAGAGCCCAUUGCCAUUGUAGGCAUCGCGUGCCGCUUCGCGCAGGCGGAGAAUCCAUCAAAACUUUGGGACCUGGUUAGCGCCGGGCGGAGCGGCCACUCUCAGAUCCCCGAAAGGAGCUGGCGGCCCGAGGCGUGGUACCACCCGUCCAGGGAGCGCAGCGGUCAGCUGUGCACCACAUCGGGGCAUUUCAUCGAGGACGUGGGGACGUUUGACGCCCCCUUCUUUUCCAUUUCCGCCGAGGAGGCCGCGGCCAUGGACCCCAUGCAGCGGCUGGGCCUCGAGAUUGCAUACGAGGCUUUUGAGAAUGCCGGGAUGCCCAUGCACAGGCUCGCCAAGAGCGCCACGGCGGUGUACAGCGGAGUCAUGACGAACGACUACCAGGCGCUGGCCGAGGGCGACCCGUUCCGCCUGGGGACCAACUCUGCCGCCGGGACUGGCAAGUCGAUGCUGUCGAACCGGAUCUCGUGGUUCUUUGACCUCGAGGGCCCGAGCUUGACCCUCGACACGGCGUGCUCGUCCAGCUUGUAUGCCAUACACCUCGCCUGCCAGUCGCUGAGGACCGGCGAGUCGCGCCAGGCGCUGGUGACGGGACACAAUCUGAUCCUGCACCCAACCUUGUUCUCGCAGCUGUCGUCGAUGCACAUGGUCAGCACAGAAGGGGUGAGCAAAUCGUUUGAUGCUUCGGCAAAUGGCUACGGUCGGGGAGAGGGCAUCGCCGGGGUGGUGGUCAAAACUUUGUCCGCUGCGGUUGAGGACGGCGAUGUAAUCCGGGCCGUGAUACGCGGCACAGGUGUUGGUUCAGACGGUAAGACCCCGGGGAUUACAGUACCCAGCGGCGAUGCACAGGCUGCCUUGAUUUGCAAGGUUUACCGAGACGCUGGGCUAGAUAUGGCCUACACCAGUUACUUUGAAGCACAUGGUACCGGAACAUCAGUAGGGGAUCCGAUCGAGGCACGCGCAAUCAGUAAAACCAUUGGUGCUGCACGAAAGGCUCGCGGCCUUGGGCCGUUGUUUGUCGGGAGCGUCAAGCCCAACAUCGGCCACACCGAGGGCUGCGCAGGGCUGGCCGGUCUAAUCAAAGCGGUACUCUGCCUAGAGGCUGGCAUGAUACCCCCGAUCGGAGGCCUGGUCGACCUGAAUCCCAAACUCAAGGAGCACCAUGAAAGCGGUCAUCUCGAGUUCCCCACCCGCGGUUGCAGGCCGUGGCCCACCGAGGGCCUGAGGAGGGCCAGCGUCAACUCGUUCGGCUUCGGUGGCGCCAACGCCCACGCCGUGAUUGACGAUGCCAGGCAUUAUGCGGAGGCCAUGGGGAUUCGGGGCAUAAGACACAUCACCCGACGCCUCGGCAACCUGCAAGAGGUAGCAGCAAGCCGCGAGCCACAGUCGACAAGCGGCUGCGGUGGCCAAGACGACGGACCCUUGCUGUUUGUGCUUUCCUCCUCUGACCGAAAGGGUCUUGGGCGCAACGCCAAAAGUCUUGGGGGUUUUGUUAAAGAGAAAAAAUCCGUGGAUCAGAAGUCCUUGUCUUAUAUCCUCGCGCGCAAACGGACUAUGCACAGUUUCCGAUGUUUCGCCGUCGCCACCACCAAAGAUGACUUGGCGCACAAGCUUUUGGGCGGCACCACAAAUCAGAACCAGCAGCCCCAGCUGCCAGAAUUUCAUUCACCACACACUCGCCGACCUCUUGUGUUUUGCUUCACAGGUCAGGGUGCCCAGCGUCCGGGAAUGGCAGCUGAGCUUCUACAAGACAAUCGCUUCCCCGUGUUUACAGCCAGCAUAGCUUACAGCCAAGAGGUGCUGCAAUCUCUAGGCUGUGAGUGGGAUUUGGUUGAGCUUCUGACCAAGAACCGCGACGUCGAGUUCAUCAAUGACCCUCGACGAUCCCAGCCGGCCUGCACGGCGGUCCAGAUUGCCCUGGUCCACCUCCUCGCCCACUGGGGCGUCACACCAUCGGCGGUGAUAGGGCACUCCUCUGGCGAGAUAGUCGCCGCGCACGCCGCCGGCGCAGUGUCGCACAGGGAUGCGAUCAGGGUUGCCUACUACAGAGGUCUCCUCUCGGCGCAGGUGGUUUCCAGGCUAGAUGGCCGUCUAGGCUCGAUGCUCGCAGUUGGCCUGUCCGAGACGGAAACUCGCGCCUUUCUUGCCGAGCACGAUCCGGAGGGGGAACUCACGGUGGCCUGCAUAAACAGUCCCCGGAGCGUCACUUUGUCUGGCGAGGCGUCUGCCAUGUCGAGAAUCGAGCAGGCCCUGCGCGAGGCGGGACACUUUGCGCGUGGUCUCCGAACCGGAGGUGUCGCAUACCACUCGCCAUACAUGGACAAAGUGGGCGGGGACUUUGUGGAAGCUGUUGGCUCCUUUAACUCGACGGGUCCAAAAGAGGAACAUAUUUGUGGCUCCUUGAGCGUCCCCAUGUACUCCUCGGUGACCGAGGGUCCGAUUGUGGAUGCAGCAGUUCUAUCUUCGGCAGACUAUUGGCAUUUGAACAUGAAGUCGCCGGUACGGUUUGCAGGUGCGCUUCGCAACCUCCUCUUGAGCAAAAACGCCGACGGAUCCUCGGGCGGCUUUUCAAACAGCACAGUAUUAGAGAUUGGCCCGUCCAAGACACUCGCUGGCCCCAUAAGUCAAAUCAUGGCCGAUAUCACGACAACAUCAGCCAAGUCGUCCACUGCAGGGUCCGUUCAAUAUGUUUCCAUGCUUUCCGCAGACCAAGACUCCCGAAACUCGGUCCUCAACGCCGCAGGGACCCUUUGGGCGAUUGGGCAGCCGGUCGAUUUGCCAAAGGUGAAUGGCCUAGAACCAUCAGAGGUCAAGAACCUUAGACUAGAAGAAUUGCCACUUUUGCCAACGUAUGCCUGGGACCACCGCAAGACCUACUGGCACGAUACGUGCGGUUUCAAAGAGCUGGCGAAGCCGCGACAUGACCUUAUAGGCGUACCUAGACUACCCAGAAACCCAUUUCAGCCUCAAUGGCACAAUGUUCUCCGCAUAAGAGAUCUUCCAUGGCUUGCAGAUCACGCAGUGGAUGGACCGGCGCUGUUUCCGGCGGCAGGCUACCUUGCAAUGGCCAUUGAGGCUGUGCGGGCCCUAUCGGACGAGCGAGGCCUUCCACUUUGCGGCUUUGAACUGUCGAAUGUACAAUUCGAAAACGGCUUGAUGAUUGGGAGCAGUGGCGCUCAAAAGGACGGGAAUGAGGAUGGCCAGGCCGUCGCAAUAUCCCUCACUGCAGAGCCACAUGAGGAUAUGUCCUUUGUCUUUUCCGUGUUCGCAGCUUCAGACACUGCGGACGGGUGGCGCAGGCUGGCAACAGGAACAGUGCAAGGCGUUGUGGAUAGCAACCUCGAGUCAAUAGACUUUGAGCGAGCUGCACGAAGGGAAGAAUGGGUUUCUGCCAAGCUCCCGGAGCUGGAACGAAUUGCUGCAAUGGCCAAUGAAUCGAUCGAUGUCGCCGCAUUUUAUAGCCACUUGGCUUCCAUUGGUCUUGAAUACGGUCCCACUUUCAGAGGACUGCAGGAAAUCCGCUGCAGAAGGAGGAAUAAGACUGAACGGCAGGUCGAGGAUGAAGAGAGCUCUCGUGGUUUAGGCAGCGCCUUUGGGGAGCUUUUGGUACCCGAUACUCGCUCAACCAUGCCAUAUGCCUACGAACACAAGGCCGUAGUCCAUCCUGCGACUCUUGACGGCCUUUUUCAGCUAGUGUUUGCCGCUCUACAGUCCCUCUCGCAUCAAGGCAGCAUGGAACAUGCCGCCAUUCCCGUUUCGCUCCGCAGGGUCUUCAUCAGUACUUCCACCCCUCAGGCUGCUGGCUCGAGGCUUGUGGGAGUUGCGACUGCCAGGGAGCAGAACAAUCCAGAGGAUGAUGGUGAGGAGACAAACGCCGGCAAGACCAUCACAGGAAACCUGACCUUUGCCCAACAAGACAUGUCAGAACCCUCUGUGGUUGUCGACGACAUCAUCCUGCGGUUUCUUCCGCGUGCGGCGUUGGACCUUGAAAAGUUCAGGGAAGAAGCUGCCCGGCAGGCGGUGAGCGAGUUCCAGCGCACUGCCAAGAUGGUAUGGAAGCAAGACAUUGAUCAAUCAUUUGCUCAAUGGAAGCAAAACCUUGUCGUUGGAACAGACUCGGCAGACCGCCACUGCGCGAACCUGGUGGACUUGUUUACUCACAAGCGGGCACACGUCCGCGCCCUCUUUGUAGGCGCGUCGCCUCUGCGCGCGUCAUUGGAGCAAGGCAACCACCUUGCGGGCCUUGCCUCCUGCGUCUCCAUCAGCUCGUCGGUCAAAUGGCGAGAGCAGCUCGGGCGUGUCACAAAGCUGCAAGCAGAGGGUGGCAAGUUUGACCUCUUGGUGCACCAGUUGGAUGGUAUCAUGUCGGACGCAGACCUAUGUCAGCUUUCUGCCCUGGUCAAAGAGGCAUGUGCUCCCGAUGCGAUGGUUGUGCUUCUUGACCAGGGCAUUCAAGCAUCGCAAAUAUCUUGGGAGCAAUGGAAGUCGGACCUCGGAAAAGUCCCUGCACUCCGAGUCUUUCAUGUCUUAGGUGCCAACUGUAAUUCCGACCCUGCGCCUUCUACUGAUAGUGUUGAUGUGACAGAGCUCAGUGUGACCACUCAGGACUCCGGACACGCUUUCGGGAAAGUCUACCUCAUUGCAAGAGCUGAAAAGCUUGGAGGUACUACUUCCCAGCUCGUCGAGCUACUUUCUAGCCAGUUGUCACAUAUGGGGAUUGACUUCCUGUACAAGAGUCUAGCAGAAGCGGCGGCCGAUCCUGCCAAGCUCAAGGGCCAGACUCUAAUCUCGUUGCUCGAAGUUGAAGCACCACUGGUACAUAGUUGGUCACCAGAUGAGCUUGAUGCGUGCCGCAGAAUUGUUGGCUCCGGAGCGUCCUAUAUGCUUUGGGUGGCAGUCGCUGAUCUCCUUAACCCAUACUCAGAGAUCAGUCUCGAAUAUUCGCCAACGGUUGGGUUCUUGAGGAGUAUACGGGCCGAGUACCCAAGCAUGUCGCUGCCUUAUUUGGACUUAAGUCCUGAGACCCUCUCACAAAAGCUUGAGCAUGCUGCAGUGGUCAUUUUGGAAACGCUGAGGCUGUCGGCUACACGCUGGUCUGGUGAAAAAGCACCCGAGUCUGAAUUCGCAGAGAAGGAUGGUCGGCUUCUCAUUCCAAGAAUCAUUGCCGCUCCCGAUGCCGACAUGUAUCUUGCCACCGAGAAGUCACAAGAUCAGACCGGGCCGAUGGUUCAUCUUCAUCCCGCCAUCGAUCAACCAUGGGAAAGCCUGACAAAUGAUGAUGGAAGUAAUGAAGGUCCCCAUCUAUGGCUGAGAGAUCUUGGCGGUGGUGGCAAAGACGCACGUUGGGUCUUGCAACCAAGCACAGAUGCAGUUGUCGGUAGCAGUACGUCCUCCACUGUUCAAAUAAGGACGACCCAUGCCGCAAUUAAAGGGACCGCUAAAUCAAACAGCAGCAGUGGGGAUCACUCCCUCAUUAUUGCGGAACAAACAAUCGGCAUAGUUGAAAGCCUGACAACCCAAGAUUCACCAUCGGCACACUCAGAUAUCGCGGAAGGAGACCUUGUACUGAUCACCACCCCGGGUCCAGUACGACACGUUUCAACUUACAACAUUCGCCACGGCUUGAUACGGUUGCCCAAAGAUACGAUCGGCAAGUCGCUGGCCCCAGCCGCGUUUUGGCUCGGCCCGUUGGCCGUUGCCUUUUAUAUUCUCUCUGGAAUGGCCAGACUGUCGGAGACACGGGAACCGUCAGUCAUCAUUGAUGUUGCAGGAAAUACCGUCCUGCUGCACUCUUUAGUCCAGGCUUCCAAAGCGCUUGGUGCUUGCAAGGUCUUUGUAAUCCAAGACGGCGAGAUCUCCUUGGAUUUCAAAUCGGCCAUCGACAUCGACCGAAAGGUCGUCGUCGUUCCCCGCAUGAACCGGCAAACAGCCAGACUACUAUGUGCAUCAACGGGAGGGGCGACGGUUGUCGUCUCCAACAUGCUACGAGAUCGUCCCCACCGGCUGCAAAGACUCGCCGAGACUAUUUCCGAAGAGGGCUGUAUCGUGGGUCUAGACUCAAGCCCGAACGGUGACGCAACGCCUUCUGGUUUUGACUCCAAAGUCCGCAGCGUUCUCCUUCGGGAUCUCUACCGGGACUCCAAAAAGCACCGUCGUGGUCUAGAUGAUGCCAUGGCGGCUGUUCUUCGCUGCCUCCAGCUUGGUAAAAUUCACCUAUCAGAUCCCCUGGAGACGGUUUCAGCCAGCAACACUCGUCGGCUUGCCGAACUGUACACGUCGGUGUCAAGUAAAAAUAAAAGAAGAGUGCUAGAGUUCCUUCCGAGCGAGAGUGUCAGCGUCUAUUGCCAUGUUCGGAAGCAAACUGGAACCGCCUUGGACUCUAACGGAACGUACAUCAUCUCUGGAGGCCUCGGUGCAAUUGGCCUCCGGCUUGCGUCCAUGUUACGGGAAUUGGGCGCACGCCAUCUCGUACUCCUCUCCCGGUUUGGCCAGUCCAAGAUGACCCUGGAGGCGUCCACUGAAAUAUCCAAACUCCAACAGAGCGGAUGCCACGUAGACGUUCUAGCAUGCGACAUCACCUCGGAAGGCGAUAUGAAGGAGCUCGGAGAAGGUCUGAAACUGUCCGGCUCGCGGAUAAAAGGCAUCAUACAGUCGGCAAUGGUUCUUAACGACACGACGUUUGAAAACAUGAACCACGCGCAGUGGGAGGCGACCACGGCGCCCAAGAUCCGCGGCAGCUGGAAUUUGCACAAGCUAGCCGUCACCGCAUCCGAGGAUCUGGACUUUUUCAUCCUGCUCUCUUCCGUGUCGGGCGUCAUCGGUAACACGGCCCAGGCCAAUUACUGCGCCGGAAACACCUUUGAGGACUCGCUGGCCCACCACCGCCGCGCCCGUGGUCUCACUGCCACCAGCCUCAACCUAGGCCUGGUCUCGGAUUCUGGCCACUACGGGCGUGGAACGAUGGCGGCCUUUGGUGAUGUGCACGAGUACCUGGCCAUGUUUGGGCACCUCUCGCCCGUGGUUGUGAGCAUGGCUGAAACGCUGGCCAGCGUCAAGAUGGUGAUUGACGGCACCUUUUCGCCACAAACACUGCCGCCUCAGUUGAUUGUCGGGCUUUCGUCGCGGGUCCCCCGUGCAGGGGCCCUUUUGAGUAAUUGGCCGUUGGAUCGCAAGUUUGAUCAUCGUACCACGCCGCCCUGGCUGGAGGAGGAGGCUUUGAAGGAUGGAGCUUCGGCUCAGGGUGCAAGCAAAGGCAAAGAGUCUGGAUCAAUCUCGGAGACUUUGGGGUCGGCUAAAGAUUUGAACCAGGCCGUCUUGGUUAUCCAGCAAAGUCUCAAAGCGAAAAUAGCGCAGAUUAUAGGUGUCGAAGUCGAUAGCAUCGACGAAGAGAAAGACCUGUCAGCGUAUGGGAGCAACCUCGAUGCGAAACUGGGUGGUUCAAAACUUUAA